Messenger RNA from Salarias fasciatus (jewelled blenny), 527 nucleotides. RefSeq names its product C-type lectin domain family 10 member A-like. Lineage: Eukaryota; Metazoa; Chordata; Actinopteri; Blenniiformes; Blenniidae. The record is from RefSeq and is a predicted model, not a curated record.
UGUCCGAGGCCUUGACGCAGCUGUCCACCCUGGACAGUCUCCGCAGAACCAUCGACGGUCUCAAAUGUUCUCUGGAGCGCUUCAUGAAUAACGGCUCUGUGGACGUGGGCUGCUGUCCCCUGGGCUGGGACCCUUUCACGUCCAGCUGUUUCCUGUUCAGCAGACAGUCUUUGUCUUGGCACGAAGCCAGAGACUUCUGCAACGGACAGCAGGGACACCUGGCUGUCCUGCUGACGGACAAGGACUGGGACUUUGUGACCCGCCACACCUCGGGAACCUUCUACUGGAUCGGGCUGACGGACGAGCGGGGCAGCUGGGAGUGGGUCAACCAGACCCCGUAUGCGAUGAACCGCAGGCAGUGGAUGCCCGGACAGCCGGACGCCUGGACGCGUCAUGGACUGGGACUGGGGGACGAGGACUGCGCUCACCUUCACUUUGACGGCCGUCUCAACGACCUGCACUGCUCCCCCGGCUGCGCUUCGUCUGCCAGAGACACAGCCACAGAGUGCAACGACGAGAGACAAUAA